GUCUGGGAGGCAGUCUCUACAGCCUCGGGCCAGAGGGUGUGGGAGACGCGAAAGGGUACCCAAGAGGGGCCAUUUGUCCGGUCUCCUAAUGGGGCUCGGCUUCUGCCGACGAAGAGGAGCAUUCGGGCUUUAGGGAGGAUGCCGGAAAGCAGGUACCCACGGGUCAUUCUGUCUGUACGUAUGUGCGUCUGUGGCUGCAGACCGGCGAGUCGUCGACUGUCUCCCCUCCACUUGACUGGCCUACUCAUCUGGACGGUUGGGCAGUUUGGCUGGUCUGGUCUGUCUGAACGUCUCGUGAGUAGAGGCCGUGGCGAAGAUGACCCUCACCCAAUACCUCUUGCCCGCCGUUACGACCUGCCCGUCUCGAUGGUGGUUACACGAACAGACGAGAGAGCCCUGAACGCCUGA
Protopolystoma xenopodis is the source of this 408-nucleotide messenger RNA. The record is from the annotation of a GenBank genome assembly. Lineage: Eukaryota; Metazoa; Platyhelminthes; Monogenea; Polystomatidea; Polystomatidae.